Molecule: messenger RNA, 1526 nt
Organism: Rhincodon typus (whale shark)
Lineage: Eukaryota; Metazoa; Chordata; Chondrichthyes; Orectolobiformes; Rhincodontidae
Product: prohibitin 1
Exons: 6
Coding region: 1-861 (286 amino acids)
Biological process (GO): mitochondrion organization
Cellular component (GO): membrane; mitochondrion
Source: RefSeq, a predicted model, not a curated record
AUGGAAGGAGAUUGCUGGGACCUGGCGAAGAUACUUAAUACUUUGUGGGACACAGGUGAAGUUCCAGAUGACGGGACAAUAGCUAAUGUGGUUCCUUUGUUCAAGAAGGACAGCACAGGCAAGCAAGUUGAUGCUGGACACAGAGCAGUGAUAUUUGAUCGAUUUCGUGGUGUUCAAGAUGCUGUUAGCGGAGAAGGCACACACUUCCUAAUUCCAUGGGUACAGAGACCAAUCAUCUUUGACUGCCGAUCACGACCACGAAAUGUUCCAGUCAUUACAGGUAGCAAAGAUCUACAGAAUGUAAACAUCACUCUGCGUAUCCUAUUCAGACCAGUGACAGACCAACUACCUAGGAUUUACACCACCAUUGGUGAAGAUUACGAUGAGAGAGUACUGCCAUCUAUCACAACAGAAAUCCUGAAGUCUGUCGUUGCCCGAUUUGAUGCUGGUGAACUGAUCACACAGAGAGAGCUCGUGUCCAGACAGGUUAGUGAGGAUCUGACUGAGAGAGCUUCCACUUUUGGACUUAUCCUGGAUGAUGUGUCGCUGACACAUUUGACCUUUGGCAAAGAGUUCACGGAAGCUGUAGAGCUCAAGCAAGUUGCACAACAGGAAGCUGAGCGGGCCAGAUUUAUUGUCGAAAAGGCUGAGCAACAGAAAAAGGCAGCAGUGAUUUCUGCCGAAGGAGACUCCAAAGCUGCAGAACUGAUAGCUAACUCUUUAUCAAAAGUUGGCGACGGCUUGAUUGAACUAAGGCGGCUUGAAGCAGCAGAAGACAUUGCCUUCCAACUCUCAAGAUCCCGCAAUGUAACCUAUUUACCUUCUGGGCAAUCAACACUACUCCAGCUACCCCCACAUUAACAGAGAACUUUGUCAUAUUGUAUUGUGUCCAAGAUGGCUAAAUCUUUUUCUAUAUACUUAAUGUCCAUUCUCUCAAUAUAACCUUGCGUACAGAAAAUUCCAUUGACAGAUGAGGAUUAGAAAGAAUGAUGAUAAGAAAUAUUGAUCAAUAAUUGGUUCUAAAUUUGAUUUUUCUUUCCAUUGUCUUUACUGUGUGCUGCAUUUGGCUUUUUGCCAAUUGUGAAUGAUGUCGUUUACACUGUCGUCUGCAGUAAUUCUCUUUGAUAAAAAUAGAAUUUGUUGGCUGGCAAAAGGCCACAAAAAGCAGAGGAUGACAAAAUUAAUUUUUUAAAUAAAUAAAUUACUGAAAGCUUCUGCAUUUCAUCUGAAUGUGGAGCAGAUUGUUACUCAAACUCUGCAAUUUACAGUAUGUAGUAAAAGGACAUGCAUUUUGUGAUUAAAGCAUAAUGUAGUACUGGAGAUUUGGGAUUAAAAUCAGUGGAAGUGUGACUAAUGACUGCUGUUUCAAUACAAAACUGCAGAAUGCUCCAGAACCUUUAUUAUGUUUCAGUAUCCAUUCUGUACUUUGCAUAGUCAGUGUGUAAAGGUAUCUUUAAUGAUUUGUAAUGGAUACACAAGAAAUUUAAUUUCUUUUUAACUCAAAAUAAAUGCACUGGUACCACUGA